Pseudogymnoascus destructans is the source of this 3413-nucleotide messenger RNA. RefSeq lists its product as uncharacterized. Bases 147 to 1745 code for a protein of 532 amino acids. The transcript has 2 exons. Gene Ontology annotation, cellular component: Noc4p-Nop14p complex; small-subunit processome; nucleolus. NCBI's taxonomy places the organism in Eukaryota, Fungi, Ascomycota, Leotiomycetes, Thelebolales, Thelebolaceae. Gene Ontology annotation, biological process: ribosome biogenesis. The record is from RefSeq and is a predicted model, not a curated record.
GAACCGACGUUAAAGCUUCCUCGCUUCGGCUCGGAAUAAAGCGUCAAGUCACGUGCAGGCGAGGCUGAACGAAAUUCCAAAAAAGUUUUGGGAAAGAGCCUCACCAUCGAGACGGCGCUCAGACACGAACACCAAGACAAUUCAACAUGCCGUCAAUAAUAAAAUCCGCUGCUGGUGCAGCGAAGAGGAAGAGAGUGGAUUCCCAGCGAAAACCUGCGAAGCGCGCCAAAUCGGAGAGCAGCGACGACGAAGACGAUACCCAGGCGCAAAUCCUCUUACUUGAGAGCGAAAUUCUCGAAUCAAAGAAGAAUUACAACAACAUUCCGAAAUUAAUUAAGCUACUGGAGUCUGAGGAUGCAAUUAUUGCCUCAGUUGCAUUAUGCCGAGUCUUUUCGAGACUUAUUGCGUCAGGAGAGUUGACGAAGAAGGCGGGGAGCUCUAAGAAAGACGAGGUAGUUGUGGCAUGGCUGAAAGAGCGGUACCUGGAGUAUAAGAGCGGGCUAUAUGAGCUUCUUGAGUCACCGGAGGUUUCCCAGACGAUUCUUGCACUAUGCAUGCGCAUGCUGAAGACCGAGGGCACAUACGUGAAGAAUGGCCAGGACUAUAACUUUCCCUCGUGGUUCCUCACCGACCUGGUCCGAACACUCUUGGGUUUAGAGGAUGGAGAGGAUGUGCGCAAGGAGUUCGCUGAGAAAUAUGUCGAGGAGUACGACGAUAUUCGGUUUUACACCUUCGAAGCAAUUGCGAAGGUUCUUGGGGAAGAGGGUCAGCUUGUGGACAACGCCGUUGGAAUCCUGGCUAUCGUCGAGUCUGUACCAGAGGAUAAAGACGAGUUGGAAGACUUCUACAUAGCCGCACCCACGAGGGCCUCGCACACACUCUACUCCUUGUCGGCACACAAGAGGCAGGCACAGGCUGCCUGGCUUGCAGUCCUGAAACAGGAUUUGACAAAGGAGCAGCGCAAGAACAUAUUAGGGAUGAUGAGCUCUUAUAUUGCGCCUUGGUUUAUUAAGCCAGAACUGUUGAUGGAUUUCCUGACGGAUUCUUACGAUACCGGCGGAUCUACAUCACUGCAAGCGCUUUCCGGCGUAUACUACCUGAUCCAAGAGCGAAACUUGGACUACCCGCUCUUCUACAGGAAGUUAUAUUCCUUACUCGAUUCUGGCAUUCUUUACUCGAAACACCGCUCCAAGUUCUUUCGCCUGUUGGAUACGUUUAUGUCUUCUACACAUUUGCCCGCUGUCCUCGUGGCAAGCUUUAUCAAGCGCCUGUCAAGGUUAGCACUGUACGCUCCUCCUGCUGGAAUUGUUGCGGUGGUCACCUGGAUCUAUAAUUUCCUCAAGAAGCAUCCCACCUGCACAUUUAUGAUCCACCGUGAGGUGAAAGGUGCAGAAGAGCUUCUCGAGGAGGGUAUGGAAGAUCCGUUCCUGGAGGACGAAGAAGACCCAAUGGAGACCAACGCCAUUGAAAGCAGUUUAUGGGAGAUUGUGACAUUGCAGUCACACUAUCAUCCCAACGUUGCGACUCUGGCGAAGAUCAUUUCAGAGCAGUUCACAAAACAAUCAUACAACCUGGAGGAUUUCCUCGACCACUCGUACGGAAGUAUGCUUGACGCUGAGCUUUUGAAGGAGGUGAAGAAGACGCCGGUGGUGGAGUUUGAGAUACCCAAGAAGAUCUUUACCAAGCAAGAUGCCUCUUCGGAGGUGAAGGACAGCCUGUUGGUGAAGUUGUGGAAAUUCGAGUAGAGAUAUUAGGUUAGGGAGGUCUAUGGCGUACAUAGAAAUAUAAUGACCUGCAUCCGAAUGAUGUAUUCGCAAGAAAGGUAACAUUUGAUGUGCACGUUGUCUUUGUGCAAGGCGCCUCAGAGAUCUCAUAUAUUAUGAAGCUGGAACUAACAUCAUGAUAACAUCAGAUCAAUCAACAAUAUAAUAGCCCCCGAGUCGAGAAGUUUCAAUAACACCUAUAAUUAUGCUUAUUUUCCUGCAUUCUACCUGCUUAAUAUUGCCACAUAGACAGUGGCUGUCCCUUUGCGCCUUCAAUGCAACCCUACCAACAGAUCCUCGCUCCCCCCCUCUCUGUAAGCAUCGCGCCCAAACUCCUCCCAUGCAAUUAUGCGACAUCCUCAAACUUGAGAUCAUCAUCCUCAUCGUCGUCUACAUCCGCCAUGUCCGAGUCAUCGGGCUCUUCCGUCUCGGGGGCUGCAUCAGCAGUCGACUCGUCGAUGUUCAUUUUGUACUCCUUCUUCAGCGUCCAGUGCAUGGCAAACCGUCCACUUCGCGGCAUGUCUGCUACCUUCUCCAGCGUUUCCCUUAGAUACGCUUCUGGCUGCUGCAGCUUCGCCCUCAGCGCCUUCAUCGACCAGAAAUUAUACUCCUUGAAGCACUGGAAGAUAUGAUCCAACAGCUCGUUCUGAGGCAUACGAGCAGUCUUUGUGUCCUGGCCAGAUUUCGACUUGAGCGCUCCAGUGUUCUUGAUGAAGCCGCCAAAUGCCUCCUGGGCACGAAUAGUUCCAGGCUGGAUGAAGCCUGCCUCCCGAGACCGCGUGCCGGAGAGGAAAACUGUGCGGUUUCGUGGUUGCAUGGCGGCGAUCGUGCGUUGGGCCAAGAGGCGGUUUGUCUCGGGGUUGUCGACGGGCACGCAGUUGAUCUCGUGAGCGACGCGGCCGGCGAGCGUGGUCUUCUUUGGGAUAGCACGCUUGUAGUAUGGCUGGAAGCGCUUCUUGGGAUCCCAUGGCUGCUUGUCGGUUGGCUUGUCGGACUUAGGGCGGGUGAGGCGCGCCGGGAGGUUGGCGGUUGCCGGGUCAAAGCCCUUGCGUGAUUUGGACUUGAAGCCAGGAAGAUCUUGUUCCGUGAAGACGAAUGUGUUAUCCACAGUCUCUGCGGUGAUAUCCAGGCUGAACUCUUUCGGGACCGCUUGAUGUUGCGCCAGGUCGGGCCGGAGGAGCAUCGUCAGGCUCACCUAUUCACAGUCAGUGGCAAGUCAAGUAGAAGAAAGUUGUGAUAUUUACAUCUUUUACGCCAUCACUAUUCGUGUUCACAGUCUUUCUGACCGUACCCAGCCGGAUCUCAGCGUCAUCAUCCAAGUCGUUCCAGUGCUCCCAGAGGUACUUUGGCACUCGCGCGAGAUAUACGUUCUGGAAGUUGGGAUCGGUGCUAAACUCUAGGUCCCCAGCAUCCUCAAAAGCUUCCGAGUCUGCGAAUGAUGCGGGGGAGGCCCCUAUGGUGUCGGGGUCACGCUUGAUGUAUGGAUCUUGCUUAAUGUGAGGCUCCGCCAUUGUCCUGACAAUCUGGUGAAUUCAGCGGACGUUUUCCAUGGAGCUGUAGGCAACUCGUAUGGCCAGGACAAUAUGUAUAUUCCCUUCCCUUGCCGUGCUCACAAUCUUCACAAGUGAGCGAAAGAAGGUUGAAAGAGAC